GAAAUAUUAAACGAGCAUAUGGCGCUGCAGUCUACAUCCGUUUCUUCUUUCAUUUUUCAUGUCUUCUUUCUUCGAUUGUCGUGAGUAGUUGACGCCGAUUAAUACGAGAAAAUGGCAAAGUCUAAAAAUCACACUAAUCAUAAUCAGAAUCGCAAAGCUCAUCGUAAUGGUAUCAAGAAACCUAAACGUUACAGACAUGAAUCCACACUAGGCAUGGACUUGAAAUUUCUAAGGAAUCAACGUUUUGCAAAGAAACAUAAUUUGAAACCGAAAGAGCAAAUGAAAAGAGCAGAGAAACGUAAGGCCUUGCGAGAGGCCAAACGUGAGGGUACAAAAUAAAUCUUUUUGUAUGUAAACAAAUUUGUUAUAAUAAAAGUUAAAAAACAA
Osmia bicornis bicornis is the source of this 387-nucleotide messenger RNA. It is a transcript of the gene RpL29, whose product is annotated as 60S ribosomal protein L29-1. The transcript is spliced from 4 exons. Gene Ontology annotation, biological process: cytoplasmic translation. Gene Ontology annotation, molecular function: structural constituent of ribosome. Gene Ontology annotation, cellular component: cytosolic large ribosomal subunit; ribosome. NCBI's taxonomy places the organism in Eukaryota, Metazoa, Arthropoda, Insecta, Hymenoptera, Megachilidae. The record is from RefSeq and is a predicted model, not a curated record. The coding region runs from base 112 to 339 and encodes 75 amino acids.